Nematocida homosporus is the source of this 3315-nucleotide messenger RNA. RefSeq lists its product as uncharacterized. Bases 1 to 3315 code for a protein of 1104 amino acids. Lineage: Eukaryota; Fungi; Microsporidia. The record is from RefSeq and is a predicted model, not a curated record. The transcript has a single exon.
AUGACAUUAUCUCUGCGCAUGAAGACACUAUCAGGUGCGUACAUUCAAAACAAAUUAAGAUACUCAUUGUUAGUCGCCAAUAAUCACAAACCUAGCCAUAAGACUAGAACUACUUCCCUAAUAAUCAAUGCUUCUACAACCAAGAUGUCUUGCUGUCGAUUAGCGAUCUCUAACUGGACUGUAGUUAGAUUGUGUGUUCUGCUGGUACUGUUUAGUUGGACCAGUAUAGUCAGUAGCUCGAGUAUGGAAGUAGAUGAACCGGAUUUGCUAACUUCAAAGGAGGUAGUUGAAUCUCUAAAUAGGAUUGGUUUCUGGUGGGAUGAGUUUACCCCGCGUAUUGAGGUUAUAUCCCAUUCUCCAGAGAGAACCAGCCCAAAUCCAGCCCACCCUAGCUCUACACAGAACCAGGCACCUAUGUAUGCGAUAAGCUUUUCAACCCAUCCUAACUUUAUACGGAGCGGGACACCUAUGUAUAAGACACGCUUUUCAGGCUGGUGCAUUUCUUAUUCAGUCCCAAAGAAGCCAAUCUUAUUGAAGAAAGCACUGGAUGAAAUAAGAAGGAUUGCUGUAGUUGAGGCCCAGCAAAUUAGUAUUUUCUAUACUGUGGUCGAUGUAAGUUCCCAUAAAGAAUGUUUGUUGCUUCUGUGUCGGGUUCUGAACCUAGUUGAGUGUGAGAAGGCGGAACUUCUAGUUAGUCUCAGUCACAAAUCUCGCACAAUUAGCUUUCUACCUGGCGUUUCAGAUAACUUUGAUUUAGAUAUGCAUCGGCAAGCGGCUGAAGAUGCCAUUAAAUGGGCUAGCACGGCUCCAUUUCAUUUGGUUAUGCAGCUACGUAUUGACUCGCAUGUCUUUCUAACGUACAUAUUUAAUGGCCUCGUUAUAUUGCGACCUGUUUCACAGAUCACUAUCUAUAAUGAAUACCUUCCAGAUAUUUCUAAGUAUCUCGAGCGCUUAAACCUCACAGCUGACUCUGCCGUUAUAAUUGACCAUAUCAUGCCACAUGUUACGGUUGACGUGAAAUUCGUUCAAGAGGCUGCUCAUAAAUGCGCCAAAGUCAUAUUCGCUCUUGACAAAAACGGUGGCAUAAAAACACUAACCGGAUUUAAGAAACCAUCUGCUACAAGCCCAGCUAUAAUGAUAUCUGCACCAUGGCCUGACAUCCAAGACACUGCAAUGCACAAUAAGUCCUCAGCCCAUCUUCAUGGUCUAAUAUAUAAUGAUUGGCAUCACCGGGAAUGGAUUCAAGGAUUGGUUAAGAUCAACAAAUCUGAAUCGUGUCCUAGCCCCCUCAUCUUUGUCGAUAAUCUUAUUGUGGUACUCGUGACUUCGCACCUUUGCGAUUUCUUGGCCUUCCACAAGAAAGCAUUCUUCGUGGAUUCCUUUGCCAAAUGUGGCAUUUCCAUUGGCAAUGUUGAGGUUGAGUAUGCUGCUGGCCGAGAGGAUUUCUUUCAAGGAUUAGAGACUCUUUAUGAGGCCGAGGCUUUAUUAAAAGAUCCAGCAGAUCUUGUUGAUAAGAAUAUCGUGUGCCUUGGUCAUGCACUUAGUGACACUAGUUGGGAACUUAAAGAACCGGUCCAUAUCAGACUUGAUGGCUCACGUUUCACUCCAAUCUGCUCGCAUAUACGCUACACAAAACUUACUGUUAGUGGUGAUAUAAAGCCUAAGCCGGGGCAGUCCGGCCUGUGCAAUGGUUUUCUAAAUAUGAUACGAAGUAUCAAUGCGCAAGAACUUUGCAUCUUAAAUGUGCGUAAUUGUCCUUCAAUUGGCACCAACUUUGACAUGGCCAAACUAAAAAGCGAGAUAGAUAGACCUCUAAGAUUCAACAUCAAUGUCGGGACUUUGAUUCUAGAUAAUGUUGAUGAUUGCAUUUUAUACCGAAUGCUAGGUUACUAUGAGUUUACUAACUCAAAACCAACUGAAAUCCAUCUCCUAAACCAACGCUUCACUAGUCUUGCGAUUGCCCAAAUACUAGCUCUUCCUAUGGCCGAAAAGAUCUCUAAAAUCGUAAUUGAUAGCAUCAGUCGUCUAAAUGAGGUCAAGUAUUUCCACGAGCGAAAGGAAUUGAAUGAGUUCUCACUGUUUAACUAUCUCAAGAAGCGUAAAAGGACGGAAACAACUCAAAAACUUGACCUCCAUAAGCUCGUCCUAAUUCCUGAACCCAUCAUCUUCGACUCGUAUAACAUACCUUUACAAGCUCUCAAAGAUCUUGGUGUCCAAAUACUAACCCCGCCUGAUAAAUACAACACUGAUCCUCCUUUCCCCAACCAACCUCAUAUGAUAGAUAUGCAAAAGCUCAUUUAUUGCACUAUUACCCUUGAUGUCUUAAAAGCCGAUCUUUUUAAAUGUCAUGCCACCCCUUUCGCCCAACCUAACCUACCUCCAAACACAAUCCAGCUUGAUUCCAUUACUAAUAUGUUCCUGCGCAUAAGUGACGCCCAUUUCCUAACUAGAACUGAUUUGAAUACUAUUGUCUGCCGGCUGCGCUGUCGAUUCAAAAAUCUAGCCAUUCUCUGGCUGGCCAACUUUAAACUGAUCGAAGAAGUCCGGAGAUUGGGUUCGUACAAAUUUAUGGCCAAUAAUCUACCCCAUCUUCAGCUUAUUCAGAUCGAGGACAUAAUGCCUAACAAAGGCUCAAUUGAACUGGAGCUACAACCAUAUCUUGAUAAUAUGCAUACAAUUAAUCAAUGUCCUAAAGCUAUAUUCACCGCAAUAUCAUAUAUCCUGCUGUCUCAACUUUACACCCGUUGUGACAAAGUUGAGGACUACAUCCCCGAUUACAAGGACAUCAAUCCGACCUUUCAAACCAUCAUAACUAACCUCCAGGAAUUGAAGAGGACUGGCAAAAUUCCUUACUGUUCACAAUGUCGAAGAACCCUUUAUAUGCCCCCGGAAGACAUAGAAGUUAAUCAGGCAGAUAUUGCGGAACGUGAGCGCCAAGUUGAUUCGGAUGUAAACACCAAAAUGAUGUGUUAUCUUAAUUGUGGGCUUCCGAUUUGCAUUUAUUGUGCCAAGCCAGAUUAUAAAAUACUUCUCGAUCAUUGUGUCUCUUGCGAAUACUCAAAUAGAAGUAAACCUGUCUUCAACCGGCUUAUAAAGACUUCCUCGCCGAUUUUCAUCUUCCCUGAUAGUAGUGCUAAUAUCUCUAUUACCGAUCCUGGGCGACUCCAAACCAUACCAUGGAAGGACAAUCUCUACUACUUUUACUUAUCCUAUGAAGAUCCAGGGGUCUUACGCAAUGCCGACGAAAAGGACCGCCUUAAACACAUCUAUCACACUGAGUGCAGAGAAACCAAUCGCUUCAAUGCCUCUAAGUAA